Molecule: messenger RNA, 6403 nt
Organism: Frieseomelitta varia
Lineage: Eukaryota; Metazoa; Arthropoda; Insecta; Hymenoptera; Apidae
Exons: 7
Source: RefSeq, a predicted model, not a curated record
CUCAAGGUGAGGCAGAUGUUCGACGAAAGACGGCAAACAACGGUGAAAGGCAUCGACAGAAGUUAUCCGCUGGAGCCGUUGGAGAACAAACCGCGGAAACAGGCGAACGGAAACAGCGUGCAGAAGAACGGAAAUUUGAUGGUGAACCGACAGUCCGUGACUGUGAGGCGGGUAGCCCGGGCUGACGUGAACAGCAAUUUGAACGGUGGCAAACCGGUCGUCUCGUAUCACGAGGAAAUCACUCGAGAAUCGUUCGGCCCGUCUGCACGCCAGCAUCAAGGAGACGACGAGUUUGGAAACGAGAACCACGUCGGGCGAUAUACGAACGGCAACCAUCGAGACGGGAUACACAUUGAGGAAGUUUUGGACGAAGAUAUAAUAGAAAGGAAUCGCAUGAUGGCGAAACUUCACCUGAUGGAGUACGACGAAUCGCUAAAGCAUCGCGUUAAAAACGACCUCGAGAGCGAGGAAUUCCCGGAGGACUUUAUGGUGGAUGUUCCUGACAAGCUUCCAAAACAAAGUGUUACCAAGAAGUUAUCUCAAGCGGAGGCCAGGUUGGAGCGUUUUAAAAACGCCAACGUGAAGCGUGGUAGCUACGUUACGAAGAACCCAACUAUCGCCCCAAAGAAACGAUCUGACCCAAUAUUUCCAGCAAAAUCUACUUCCAGUGAGGAUCGAGCGACCAAGACCAGGUCGUACGAGGUUUCCGAUAGAAGAAAGAAAGGUCCAGCGAGUAACAAGUUGAAAGUGGAGACCCUAAUCCCCGAAAUCACGGGAGAAACGCUAUCGCCGGAUUCUGCGAGGUACGUGAGACGAAGAGACGAUAAUCCACGAUUCUUUUGCAAAGAGUCUGAGAAGUCUGCUACCACGUACGCGAUUGAUUCGAGGACUGCGAAGAAAUUAUCGCCCGAGUUGUCGAAAGAUAGAAUGGAAAGAAGCGACAUGUCGAAGAGUUUCACAGUCAGUGGGGAAUUUGAAAAGUAUCCGACAGACUUGAAUGCCACGAGGACAUCGACGUUCAAAUCGCUUGAAGAUGGAAUGAGAAGAAGGCAGAGUCCCAAAUUAUUUCCCGAAGAAAAGUUGACCGCGAGUUCUGCGAUUGAUUUGAAAAAUAUCAAGAAAUUGCCUUCCGUGAUCUCGAGAGAUGUGAAAGAACGAGGCGAGAGUCCGAAAUUUUUCUGCAGAGAGUCUGAGAGAUCGGCCACCACUUACGCCGCUGAUCCAAAGACUAUCAAAAAAUUCUCUUCGGAAAAAUCAGCCGCGACUCGCGCGAUCGAUCCGAAAUCUGCAGAGCGAUUGAUCCAAGAAGUUUCGGAAGUCGUGAAGAACGUUAAACGACGAAGCGCGAGCCCAAAAUUCUUUUGCAAAGAGUCCGAGAAAUCGGCUACUACUUACGCAAUUGAUCCAAAGACCGCGGACAAAUCAACCCGAGUGUCGUUGAGAGACAUGAAAGACGUUAAAAGCCGAAGUGAGAGCCCAAAAUUUUUUUGCAAGGAAUCGAGAAAAUCCGCCACGACGUAUGCGAUCGAUCCAAUGGCCGCUAAAAAGUUUUCUUCUGGGAGUUUAAGAGAUACUAAGGAUCGAGCUGAUGGUCCAAAAUUUUUUUGCAAAGAAUCUGAAAAGUCCGCCACCACUUAUGCUAUAGACUCGAGGAGUCCUUCUGUCUCUCCUGUUUCUACGAAAAACAGAGAACGCUCUGUCUCGAAAAUGGAGAAAUCAAAAGGCGAAAAAGAUACAAUAAAGGAAUCUAUGAACGACAAGAUAAAGAGACACAUUAAAUCUCUCAAACACGAUGAAAUUAAGAGAUCUACUUUUCCGAAAUAUCUGAAACACAAUACGACAGGUUACGCAAAACCGAACUAUCCAAAAGGAUCUAAAUCUACCCUGUCUAAAUCGUCCAGCUUUUCAACGAGAGAACGCAGCUCGAGUCCUCAUUUUUUUUUUCGUGAAGGCAGAAAGUCGACCAGGAAAAAAAGUAUCGACCACAAAGACGCCAAAUUCAUUUCUACAUUCCCAAGUUUCAGCGAGAAAAAUAUAAAGAAACGUAGUGAAAGUCCAAGGAUCGCCUCUGUCAAAUCAAAAUCGCCAGACUUUACGAAAUUAUCGUGCAGAAAAUCCAGCACAAGUCCACAGUACUUGUCAGACUCUGACAGAUCUACCACCUUCAUGAUGGUGACACCGAAAACGAUAACAAAACCGAGAACAGAGUUCGCGUGCUCGAAAAGUCGAGAACAAAGCCCUACGUUGUCCGUUUCCAAAUCGAAGAACGCUGUUACGGGUGUGCUGGCAGAACCAAAAAGGAAUGAUUCGUCGAUGGAGAGCUACGACGAAAGUUCGAGACAGUUCAUUCGGAGCUCGGUGUCGCGAUUUUUCUCGGAGCAGUGCGAGAAAGCGACGGGAAACGCUGCCGAUGUAAGAAAGCACGUUCAAUCAGCGAAAAUCGACAAGAAGGGUUAUUCGUCGCGUGGCUCGUCCCCAUUGUCGCUGAAAGACAUGAGAACACUGAGUCCAACGAAGCCGCAAUUUUAUCGCGGACGUACCGAGAAAGCUGACAGGAGAACGAACGUCGAUACAGACAGCAGUCGUGACUCGUCGCCUAAGUAUCGGAAAAUCGUGGACAGCGGAGAAGAAACUCCAGAAUUCGUCCGUCGCGAAACAGAAAAUCCCGCCGCCACUGUCUGCCGUCACGGGACCAGAAUUUCCAGAAAUGUGAUCAAGGGAUCAUCCGAGGGUCCAAAAUCGAUUAAGCAAGCAGUUUUGCGUGAAAUUGUAACGAAAACGAAAAAUCUGUUGAAUAACGUGAAAAAUAAAUCGUCGAGGAGUCCCAACAACUUGACUGCUAGAGACAGCAAUUCGACGAGCAAAGACAAGAAUAUGUUCAAUCGUAGAGGAUCUAGUAAUACGCUACGUUCGACAAAACUGAUUCGUGACGCCGCUAAAGGCGAUUCAACUACUAAAAACACGAAUCCGCUUAAUCGCAGGGGAUCUAGCAAUGUUUUAUGUUCGACGAAAUUGAUUCGUGACGCCUUGAAGCGUCAGAACGGUCGAAAUCGAGCAACUCCUGCCACGGAAAAAUCGCGGAGUUCCUCUGAGCACGCGAGUGAAAUAUCGAGCGAAUGGGAACAGCGAUCGAGAGCCGACAGGGUGCAGGAAGUGACGACAGUGACUAAGAAAGUUGACGAAAGAGCUAGGACGUCGACUGUUGGCGAACUUUCAGCCGCGAGAUCGAGUCUGAGAAGUUGCACGUCCGCGCAAAUGGACACGGACGUUCGUGAAAUCGUUAUGCCUGAUCAGUGCAUAAAACAGGAGAAGCUCCGAGGUACUUACUCGAGAUCGAGCAACAAAACAGCCGGUGAGAGGCCGGGCAGCGAAAAGCUGUUCACGUAUUCCGUGCGCAAGCCGGUCAAACGGAGAGUAUCCUUGCUCGAGUCGAACAUAUUCGAACGAUCAGUAAAAAAUUCGAGAGAGGAGAAGCCGAUUAGCUCGAGAUACAAAUCGCCAAAUGCGUCUUUGAAGAGGGAGACGGUCGUUGGUAGCACAAAGAGUCAAACAACGAGCGAGAGGAAUACUUUGAGAUCUGUAGGACGAACAGCAAGUUCGAUUCAGACUGGAGAGAAAAAUAUGACUUCGAGCAAGUCGUGUAUGACGCAGUCGAUUAAUCGCGAUCCGAAACGAAGAAUCGAGGGAAGUACGAAUCGAAGAAGCGAAACUAAAAUUUCGAGAGUUGGAGGGCGAACGUCGAGUCUCACAUUCGAGAUUCAAGAAAAAAAGGGGGAGGUGAAUUCGACGGAGAAAGAAACGAGAACAUUGUCUGAACAGGUACACAUUUUGAAAUCGGUCAGUCUCGUUCAAAAUGUUACGAAAGAGCCCGAUUUUACCGAAAAAUCUCGAAAAUUGAUUGACGAAACGAUACCCGAUGGCACAGUUGCAGAGAACCAAAUUACGAAAAGUGGUGCCAUUUUGUCGAUGAUCGAUAUCAAAGAACCGGAGCUCAUUGUAUUUUCUCUACCGUUGUCUAAGAAUUACGAGAGAACGGACUCGGUUGAAUCGGCAUUGAGACGUUUCGAUUCUAUCGGAAUGGAGACUGGAUCGAUUCGAGGCACUUCGAAACGAAGCGCCGAAUCAAUAGCAGAAAAAAGACAAACGAAGUCUGGCGAGACCGCUGGUUUCGCGGAUGACUCGAGGACAAUUUCUCUGGAAGCACUCGAUCGACCAGAUGUAAAUCUAUCUUCAACUUCGAGAACAUCUACGAACACGGAAGCUGGAAGACAGAGGGUACCGCGAGGAACGUCAGAAAGAAAGAAUGCUCAGAAAAAAUUGGAGGGAACCAGCGACUCGAUGGAGACGACUGGAAUUGCCAUGAGAUCGAGAUCGCCUUCGUGCAGGCGAAAGCUUUUCCAGGACGGCGAUUCCAACGAGGCGACCGAGACCGGAAGCACCGCGUCGAGAACCGUGAAACAUCUCUCUACGCUGUUCAAUAAGAACGAAACGCCAGGCUCGACGAACACGGCGUCCAAACGCUUCAAAUUCUCCGCUAGCAAUGAGACGUUGACUGAGAUGAUGGACAAAGGGGGAACAGAUCAAGCGUCAACAGGUGUAGAUCGUUCCGUGAAACAGCUGAGAUCGAUCGAGGAUAUUCGUAGGUCCAUCGAGGACGAAAGUUCGGAUCGUAAAAGGGGGAAAACGUCGGCAAAGUCAGCGAUCGUAGGGAACGCGUUGAGAGAUUUAAGCGUGGCGAAAGCAACGGCACGAUCGGUGCCCCGUCGAAUAAAUAUCGAUGAUCGCGCUGGAAAUAGAAAAGAGAUAUCUUUGCCGAGACGGUCGGGGAACGUUACCGCGAGCAACGACGCUUUAGGGGAUACAGGGCGUUCGUCUGUAAAGUGUACGAUGCGUUUCUCCAGGAUGGCGAAAAGUCCAAGCCCGGAGACAACUAAGGCGACGGAAACGAGCACCCGUGCGAGAAGAACCGUCCCAGCCCCGCCGUCCACGGUCGCUAGGCGUCCGUCGACCGAGUUGAAAGCUCAAGACAUAAAGUCGACGAAACGGUCAACGCCUAUGAAAAGCACCGAGCCAAUUGGAAACAGGAAAAUGACGACGACAAGCACGACUACGAAAAAGUCGACGGAUGUCGUCGAUGACGCUAUUCUCGAGAACGGUCUGCAUUUAAGAGAUCAAACUUCCGAAACAAAAUACGAUAACGACUCGCUUACAACGAAGAAAAACGAUGCUUUUGUCAACGACUUCGACGAGCAACCGCCGAAGGAAAACGAUGCACCACUUCCACGGAAGUCACUCUUACGAAAACAAUCCACCGAGAAACAGAUUACUUCCGCGCAAUCAGCUCGACCUCCAUCGUCAGUUUCGUCCAUCUCUAGCGGUAGUUCCAUGCAGGGUCAGACUUCCGGUUUGAAAAGCAAAAUGGCUUUUAGAGCAAAGACACCAAUUUCUGGUUCAACAUCGUACAAAGGAUCAGCUUCUAGCAAAACCGGAUCAGCUGCAGCAACCGACGCUCUGGUCCCUUGCAAAAUGUGUGGUCGCCGCUUCGCUCAAGAUCGAAUAACUCUUCACGAGCAAAUUUGCACAAAAACGAUGCAAAAAAAGAGGAAACAAUUCGAUACGGUGAUGUAUCGCGUAAAAGGCACCGAUCUUGAGCCAUUUGUCAAAAAAGGACUUGCCAAAAAGCAACUGGAGAAAUCGAAGAAACCAGAGGUGAAGUCGAACUGGCGGCGCAAACACGAGGAUUUCAUUAACGCCAUACGCUCGGCCAAGCAAGUGCAAGCACACCUGGCCGCAGGAGGCAAGCUCAGCGAUUUACCACCGCCACCGGUUAGCGAUAACUGCGAUUACAUUCAGUGUCCCCAUUGCGGAAGAAAAUUCAAUAAGGCCGCCGCCGAGCGUCACAUUCCCAAAUGCGAGCACAUGUUGCAUAAUAAGCCAAUACACUUGCGUGCGCCGAAACCGAAGCGUUAAUUCUCCCAGAAUCAUGUCUCCUAAAGCGAUUCUUUUAUAUACACCGAACAAGAACAAGAUAGAUAAAAGUGCCUUUAUUUUCGGGAAAAUGAAUUUCAAAUAAAAUCUUUCAAAUGAAUUUGAAGAAGAAAAGGAAAUUGAAGCGUGAGGUGUGACAUUAUAUAAAAAUAAACUACAGAACUAAUUGUGAUAGUUUUAAUAGAGCACAGCUUUUAUAAAAAUAUCUUGCCUCUAUUUUGUUCAUGAUCGAGCAUGACGUUGAUUACGAAUUCUUGAAGAAUUUUGUAUGGAAGCUUAUACAUACAUAAAUGAAAAAAUGGACCAUCGAAAACAUAGAGUACACGAAGCAUUUGUAAAAUUUGUCGAUUUCUUGCGUGUAUUUUGGACAAAUGUAUUUUUUAAUCACACUGAAAUAAAGUACGAAUUUUCUCUA